This is a messenger RNA of Syngnathus typhle (broad-nosed pipefish), 2292 nucleotides long. Its product is annotated as retinol dehydrogenase 12-like. Lineage: Eukaryota; Metazoa; Chordata; Actinopteri; Syngnathiformes; Syngnathidae. The coding region runs from base 1301 to 2266 and encodes 321 amino acids. The transcript is spliced from 7 exons. The record is from RefSeq and is a predicted model, not a curated record.
UUUCCUCUGUGAGUGACGCAUAUAAAACUUUUUUUGGUUAGAUAAAUAAAUACAUUAAUUAAUUAAUAAAUAGAAUAUGUGGUUUUGUUAAAUUAUGCGGUGCUGUGGUGGAGAGAGUGAGCAGCGCCAAGUUCCUGGGGGUGCACAUCAGUGAGGAUCUCUCCUGGUCCACCAACACCGCAUCACUGGCAAAGAAAACCCAGCGCCGCCUGUACUUCCUGCGGAAACUCAGGCGAGCGAGCGCUCCUCCGGCCGUCAUGACUACAUUAUACCGCGGCACCAUUGAGAGCGUCCUCUCCAGCUGUAUUGCUGUUUGGGGUGGCGGCUGCACUGACUACAACUUGAAGGCCCUGCAGCGCAUAGUGAACACGGCUGUAUUGUGGAACAGGAGGUCCAGAAAGGGAGGAUAUCUCAAGGUCGAUGGGGAACGCGAAAAACAACUGGUCCAGACACCUGUGCUGAGCAGGGGAAACCCCAAACGAGGAGGAGAUGACCAUCGACCAAUCACCACACAAUAUUUUGCAUGCUUGAAUAUUCAUAUUGUGUUUCUUUAAAACUGGGCAACCUUGAAGAAUGUGUCGUCUUUCUGGUCACAAAGGCACAUGAGUUUUUGUGUUAAGGACCCAAGGCCCAGGCGCCUGUAUUAGCUUGCUUUGUCAGGAUUAAACAAUUGGUAAAUUCGGCCUAAUUGAUCUACUGGUCUUCUCUUUGACAGAACGGACUCGCAAAAUUGUUAGGUGCGCCAGUGUGUGGAUUAGAACAUAGCAAUUCUUGUGUUAAGUGUUGAUCACAAUUUGGAGUCAGAUCUCCACGUGGCCCGCUGCCUGACCUUUCUGCAGAUUGAAUUUUCGCUCACUUCCCCCAAACACAAAAAGGCACAAGGCUUUUAAUCAAGAACAUAAGCGUGCUAAUCAUUAUCAUCAUUAUUGCCUUGAUGUGCCAAAAUAAAAGCAAACCUUUUUCAAGAUCUUGUUGCCAAAGUAUGUCAAUUUCAUCACAAAGAAUGAUCAGCAAGUCCCACGCGAGCAAUUUUAUUUCUUAAUCAAAAAGCUCGGGUUACAAGAGGCGGUUUUCGCAGAGUGAUUCCUUGAUCUGCUUACUGUGCAAAGUUCUUCAUUUCUUCUUCUUGUAGUUACUUAUUGUAGUAAUGCAGCCUCAUUGUGUAGCUGCGUGACCCACAUUGAAGAGGCCGGUUCACUUCUUCUGCGGACCUGGCUACAUUGUUAUACAUCAAACUUACAAGCAGCCGGAGGACCAGAACUCUUUCGUUUGUGCUUCUGCAACCACGCUGGCUGAUACAAUGAGCUGGUUGGAUGUGAUCGCUCACCUGCUGUGGAUGGUAAUUACGCUGCUGCUGUGGAUGAUGGUGCGCGCACAGCGGAGAGGACCCUGGGACCCCCGUGCUUGUCCCACGCAGCUCAAAGGAAAGACGGCGAUCGUGACAGGGGCCAAUUCAGGGAUCGGAAAGUUCAUCGCCAUGGACUUUGCUCGCAGGGGUGCCCGUGUCAUUCUGGCUUGUCGAAGUGUGUCCCGUGGGGCCGCAGCGGUGAAAGAAAUUCAAGCAAAAACAGGAAACCCUGACGUCCACGUGCGUCCGGUGGACCUUUCUUCUCUGGACUCUGUCAGAGAUUUUACUAAAAAAAUUCUAAAGGAAGAAAGCGCCCUUCACAUCCUCGUCAACAAUGCUGCAGUAUUAGGUUUACCCCGGCAGAUUACCAAAGAUGAACUUGAUGUUUCUUUCGCAACCAAUCAUUUGGGGCCAUUUCUUCUCACCAACCAGCUAGUUGACCUGAUGAAACGCUCAGCUCCAGCACGUAUUGUCACCGUCAGCUCUGUCUACCACAAAAAGGGUGAAGUGGACUUCUCCCAUUUUCAUGGGGAGAAUGGAACUUACGAGCUUGAUCGGGUUUACGGUCACACCAAGCUGCACAAUAUCAUCUGCACAAAUGAGUUUGCACGGAGGCUUCAAGGAUCAGACGUCACCGCCAAUUCAGUCCACCCUGGUAUAGUCAUGACGGGAAUCUUGAGGCACUGCCCCUUCGGAAUUCGUUUGUUCUUCAGCCUCAUUGGACAGUUCUAUUUCAAGUCGGCAGAGGAGGGGGCAGUCAGCGCCAUUUACUGCGCCGUGUCAGAGGAAGCAGAAGGCAUAAGUGGAAAGUAUUUUGACAGCAACUGCUCCCUUGUCCUCCCCGCCCCUUUAGCCCGAGAUACAGCCCUGGCAGUCAAAGACUUUGAGAUCUGCGAAAGACUGACAUCCAAGUUGUGAAACAAUGCUUCUCCUGAAAACAGAAA